This is a messenger RNA of Lymnaea stagnalis (great pond snail), 3683 nucleotides long. The record is from the annotation of a GenBank genome assembly. NCBI's taxonomy places the organism in Eukaryota, Metazoa, Mollusca, Gastropoda, Lymnaeidae.
AUGGUGAUUCCCUUAAUAAGUAUAAUUUUUAGCCUUUCAAGCAUUAUUAUUGUCAUAUCCAUGGAUAGAGAGAGACAUGAAUAUCUUGUGAGUUCACUCAAUGUUGCUAGCAGAUAUGUAUCUGUAGAUUUUAGUAUGUUACCGUGUAUGAUUUACUUAGUUUGCAGAUAUUGUAGAUAAUACCGGUAUAUAUAUUAGGAACUUAAUAAGCCAUUUCAGUUUCAUUAUUUUAAAAUAUUUUUUGAGCAAUCUAGUAUUAUUGUGUUUAAAAUCUUAAAAUAAUUUCUAUGUAUACAUUGAUGAAAGAAAAAACAUAAUUUUUACUUUAAAAAUUUAUUUUUUUAAAUUAUACUCUACAUCUCUUUACAGCCUACAAAGAGAGCUUUACUUCAAGAACAAGAUACUAUUCUCCCUUUUUUAAAAACGGUUUGAAUUUUGUACUUUAUUUUUGUUGUUGUCUUUAAAGACUUCAAUGUUGCAGACUUAUACAAAACAUUAGGAUAUGAUGCACAUACACUUGGCUGGAACAGGCUUCAGUCAAAACUAUUUGCCAGCACUAAGUCAUGCUUGCACCAUCACAAAACACUGAUAUCUGUGAGGCUAAAUGAUAUUCUUCCUCUGUUCUCUUUUAUUGACACUUAUCAUUUACACUCAUGGAUAAUGUAACACUCACUCAGCUGUUUCAUUCAAACCCUCAAUCAAACACCUUACCGGCCCCUUCUCAACAAUCACCUUCACAUCCCAACACUACAUUACAUUCAAAUCAAGCCCAAUGAUUACAAUUCAGGUACCUUGAAAAAGUUGUUGUUAAGUUUAGUUUUAUCAUAGAGAUGUAUUUUUAUGGAGAAGGAAAUAGAUACAAUUGUAAAUUUAUUACUCUGAACAUUAUAUCUGACUUAAAAUUGUUAUUUUCUUUUAAAAUUUAAUUUUAAUUAGUUUGCAUUUAAAUGUAAAUAUUUUUGUUUGCAGUUCAUCAAGGGUGAAAUGAAGUUAUCAGGUAAUUGUUACAAAUUGUUGCCCUUUUCCCUUGGUAAUCAAUCAUUAUCACAGCCAGUAAGCUGACUUUCUCUGUUACAUCUGUUUAAAAAAAAAAUGGUUCCCCGAGACAUGAUUAUUUUCAUUUAAUCAAUAUACAAGCCAUUUUAACUCUACAGAAUUUUUUAUUUUAGGUGGGGUUUAUUUGUUCACGCGGUAUUCAGGAAAUUUAUCAUCACUUCAGUUGUACUAACAUUUUUAUUCCUCUUUACUUUGUGUGCAAAAUUAGAAAUCUUGUUGCAUAAUGCAGCUACAACUACAAGUGCUCAUGUUGGACUAACAAUACCAGACAGAAUCCCAGGCACAGAGCUAGAAACAGGUAUAUAACUUAUACAAGUUAAUUUAGUGUCUUGGAGUAAACGUUUUAAAUUUGGACGUACUGUUGUAAAGCUUCUAAAAAUUUAUAAACAAUGCAAGGUUUACAGAACCAUUUCAUUCACAUUUAAAAUAUUACUUUUGACGCAAAUAUUGGGAUAAUAGUUUAAUAAUAAACUUUUUUUUUUACAUUAGAGAAAUAAUGUGAAUAAAUAUUCUGCAUUAAAAUAAAUGAGCUUAUUACAGGAAAUUUUAUUGUUAUGCAAAUAUUUAUAUUGCCAUUAACCUUUACUCAUCUGGCCGCACCAAUUUUGCUGUAUGUUGUUUUUGUGAAAAACUAUUUCUACCUUCAUUUACAUAUGUAAUGACAAUGCAGAUAUUAAAAAAUAAGUUAUUAACAGAGUUGAUAUUGUGCAUGUUUAUUGACAUAUCCAGUUAUAAAAAAUACGGAAAACCUGGAAAUUGCGCAAACCCUUGGGACCAAAUCAGAAGUGGUGCUAUUUUCAGAUUCAGGCGGUCCCUUUGCUGGGUUGAGCUAGUGCAUGUGCUAAGGAGAGUGCUAGUUCAGUGCUCUUAUUUCCAGAUUUUAUUGUAUAAAUUUAUAUGAUAACAAUUAUUCCACACAACACAGGAGAAACUUAGCACCAAGAUAAUGUUUCAACAAAUUACCUCCCAGAUCCCAACUUUGCUAACCACCAUCCUUUACCCACCAAGUUGAAUGUCAGUGAUGCAUCCAGCAUCACCCACAGUCGAGGAGUUGAACUCAAGGAAAAUGGAUUACAUAUAUUACAUUCAGGUAUGUAAAUAAAGGGAGCACUUGUGCAAUAUUUUGUUCCUGGCAUAGUAUUUAUAAGAUGGUAAAAAUACAAAAAAGUGAAAGAACAUUUUUCAAUGUUUGUCUGGCUCCAGUUGAGAUUUAUAUUUUGUUUAGAAUUUAUCAACACUGUCUUUAUAUUAGCCAACAAAAUGUGAUUAUCACUCAAUUUAGCAGGGGUGGGCAAACUGCAGCCCGGCAACUAAUACAAUGCGGCCCUUGAAGGCAUUUAGAAAUAAUAAAAAUUACUUUGGUUUUUUUUUAAAGUUAUUUUGUUGAAUUUUACAGAAUUUCAUGUACUGUUAUGAUUGUUUUAACAUUUUUUGAUCAACUUUCUAACUUUCUAAUUUUUUAAACAGUCCUUAACUUUUGGCAUGUAAUGCUAAAAUGCAAAUUUAACGAUUUUAAUAUAGAGAAAUGUUUUGUAAUAAUUGGAAAAAAUAUACAUGCAGCCCCCCAAAUGCUUUACAGUUGUCAAUGUGGCCCUCCGCACAAGAAGUUUGCCCACCCCUGCAAUACAGUGUUGUUUUUUAUCUGUGGCCUUUGCUUACCUUCAUUCUUAAAUCCCCAUAAGGCAAAUUUGGUUGUUACUAAAAAAAAAAAAUUAAACAUUUAAUGAUUAAAGCUUAAAACUAAUUAAUUUGAAUAAAUUAUUUUUAAGAGGGGGUUUGGAGGAAGACAGUCAAAGUAGUGUAGGGGUUGAUUCCCCUACUCAACAGCUACAGAAAAAACAACUUACUAGCUCCUAUAAGGCGGACGUGUAACACUGACACAAGGCAAUUUAAAGGCUACGUCAGGUUUUCUUAAUUCCCUGGCUUAGCUGGAAAAACAGUAGUAAUAAGCGUAAACAAUCAAUAAUCAGGAAAUAUACACUGGGUUUACUGGAGAUAUAAGAAGGCCAAUUUUCAAAAUCCUUCAUGCUAAAAUACUCUACCUUUUCAAAAUGGCAUUCACAAAAACGUUUCAAAUCAUUCUUUCUUUAAUUGCAUUUCAAAAGCUCAUCUCAGCACACUCUUUGAGGCUCACGAAAAUUUACACAAUAUUUUAUCCAGUCUCUUCUUAAAUUUAUCUUUCUAUACCAGAUUUUUCUUACAUUGUUUAAAUACAAAAUAUCUUUCCAAAUGUGGCUGAUGUAGAAAACAUUUUAUGCAUUUCGAAAUUCAUUUGUCCAUUUUGAAAUUUCAAAAUUAAAUUUGUUUUGUCUGUAUUUAGCUAAAAAUAAUUUUUUCUAAACAUACAUUUUUAAUUUGCUUUUUUUUUUUUUCACUCAGGUCUAUAUUAUAUUUACAGCAGUGUAAAUUUUCAUCCCAACUCAAGAGCUUUCUCUGCAGAGUUUGCUCAUAAGGUAAGUGCUACCACUCCCACUGUGGAAUGUAUCAGACAGGGAAUAAAGGAACAUUUUUCAAGAUUAAAUUCUUUUUCUUUAAGUUUUCUGGUUUUAAAAAUUCCUAUUAAAUCUUUUUUUUUUCUUUUCUUUUGUUUCAGACCUGGUUCCAUUAUAUUGAUAUGCAUUCUUAUG